Messenger RNA from [Torrubiella] hemipterigena, 1383 nucleotides. The record is from the annotation of a GenBank genome assembly. Lineage: Eukaryota; Fungi; Ascomycota; Sordariomycetes; Hypocreales; Clavicipitaceae.
AUGUCACUCGUCGACCUCCCCUCGCAUCUCAUCGUCGACAUCCUCAAACUCCUCCCCGACACAAGAGCCCUCGCCGCCGCCAAGAUUACCCAUUCCGCACUGCACUAUGCCUUCAAAGAACACACCCGCACCAUCCUCGAGGCAAUCAUCUCCAACCAGAUCCCCGCCAAGAUGCUGCCCUUUGCCCAGGCUGCCCAUAGCGCCAGAUGCAAACCGUUUGGCACCGCCCAUGUCGUCGAGACGCUGCGCGAACUCUACUUUGGAGACCAGGAUCCAGGCUAUAACCCGCUCGUCUCAAAGGCGCUGGGGCCACUAACACUGCCGAAAGCUAUUGAUAUGAGCGAGAUGUACCAUGUUAUUCGCUACUACACACGCCGCAUAGAAAACGAAAUCGCCUCUGCAACAAAUCCGCGGUUUGGAACACCCACGUUUGCCAAGAGACAGCGCUUGACGUCCAAGGAACGGUUUAUAAUAAAGAGGGCGCUCUAUCGCUUUGAAAUAUACUGCGGACUCUUCUAUGGCGAUGGUGGGGGGCUGGAUGCCGACACAAAACGACAGAACUUGACAAAGAAUCUUGCGAGGGUCACCUUUUUAAGUUAUUCGCCGCCGUGGGUCAAUGAGCAGCUCGGCAGUAUAUACGACUUUUUGGAACAGUUUCUAUCAGAAUCGUUUGAUACAGUGGCUGCCCACGAUGUUGAAUGGGGCGCACGGAAAGUCGGCUGGGUUCGCUGUGCCAAAGAGAACCCAUGGAAACAAGGAAUGCUAUCGUAUGGUCUUCGCUUCCUGUGCAGACUAGACCUCACCAAGGGAUACGAUGCGCAGCGGGCGCUCCUCAACUCAAAAAACUUUCCAUAUACAACCAACAUGCUGGCAUCUCACCUGUCCGAGGUUGUCGUAAUCAAAAACGACGAACACAUGCGCAAUGCCACCGUGGGGCACUGGUCAAGGGACAGAUACAGACAGCGCCUAGACGACUGGGACGAAGAUCGACAUCCGCCCGUGGAUGGAGUGGACCACUUUCCAUGCUGGAUAUGGACACGAGUAACGAAUGAAUUGUACAUGUCGGAAGCUGUUUUUCACAAGGACAACGCGCUGCUGAGGAACGCGGGCUAUGUACUGUGGGAUCACUCGCCUGAUAGAUUUGGCGACUUUUACGACACCAUUGACCAGCUGAACCACCUGAGACGACCAAAGAUGCAGCUCCAGAUGCAGCUGGAGAUGGAAGAGAGCCGCUCGUUUGAAGACCGAAAAGAGAUUUUCGACAAGGGCGGGCAGGGGUACUGGUCCAAGGGCAACAUGCGCCGAAUUGAGUGGCAUGGCAUACAGGAUAAGCAUGAUCUGGUGCUGCCGGGGCUCGCAGAGAUUUCGCUUCAAAGUGACUGA